AUGAAGUCGUCUUUCAACAGUUUGGAAAUGGUUCUCAUCUUGUUUCAAUAUUUCUUCUGGAUCCACUUAAUAACUGGACGGUUGGUGUCCUCUAACAUGGUCAUAAGGGGGCUAUAUUUUGUGCAUGAUUAUGCUUUUGAUGGUGCCUUUCUAAAUCAUGGAUUAUUAUGGCAAGUUCCAGUCAUGUCUCUGAUCCAUUGUGCCAUUCGUUGUGCCGAAAACAGAGCAUGUAUCUCGCUCCAUUUUCACAUAGGGAUCAGAAAAUGCCGGGGUUAUGAAACUUUAAUGUUAACACCACAAGCUGGAACCAACGAAGAGGGGUGGAUAUACUAUUACUCAACACAAAAAGGAAUUUGUCCACAUGGAUACGCAUACACUAGAGUUUUCGAUUAUUGCGUUGGGUAUGAGGGUCAUUUUACAGAUGAUGUGGGAUUUCAAAAAUGUCAAGAGAAAAGUGGGAGGUAUAUGUUGAUACACUCACCUGAGGAAAACAGAUUUGCAAGUCUAUUAGCCUACAACUUUGAUAGCUAUACAGAUUUUGGGCAGAAUCAAAUGCGAAUUCAGGGAUCAUUCAACUCAAGCGCCAUGGCAUGGCAAGAUGAUUUUGGGCUUAACCUGAAUUUUACGCAGUUGAUACCGGGAAAGGAAAUUCCAAGUGAUGAUAGCUUUGCAUUGCUCCUAAAAAACAAAGGCGACAAAGAAAAUUUUAAGAUGACAUGUAGACAGGGGAACGGAAAUCCAUCUGCAAUUGUUUGUGUAAUUUCAGAUGAGUAUCAUUGACGUUAGCUAAGUACAAGGAGAUAAAAUGUUAUUUUGAGUAGACAUGUCACCUUGCUUUUUUUUUUUUUUUAGAAACUUUAAACUACUAGUAUUACUUGUUUGUUUGAUCGAAUCAAUGUUCCUGGAAUUGUUUGCUAAUCUUAGUAUGAUUUUAAAAAAAUCAAAUACAAGAGAAGAAGUAAGUGUAUUUUUCUUAAAAUUGAAUUAUACCCCAAAUAAGGACAAGUUCUGUAUGGAUGUUUUAGCUUACAAAUAACCAGUAGAUUUAAGAAAAUAAGUAACGAAUAAAAUAAUGUAAAUGACAGCUGUGUUCAAUAUGUUUAAAAUAUAUUUUGGACAAAUUUACAAGAGAUUUAAACUGUAGUCAUAUUCCUUAAAUUAAAGUUCUUGCAUACAAAUACAGAUAUAUGUACAUGUAAAUAUAUAAAUGUCGGGGUCGAUAUCAUUUAUAAGUCUAUUACUAUGAAGAUGAAUAUACAGUUAUUGUUCCUUAGUUCAACCUUUUUGAACUUUAGUUCAACGUUAACUUUUAAUGCGUUUCAUUUUCAAGAUUUUCAUUUCAUUAAAUGUAGAAUAUACCGCUUUUCAGUUCAUUUUUGGAUAGACUACUACAACAAAAGCUUUUCAAUUACGAAUCAGUAUUUCUUAUAAAUAAAACCCUUUCAUCUUCCUAUGAAUGAGAGAAAAUCAAUAUACAUGUACUUAUUAACUUUGAAAGCAUUGAAUUUCACAUGAUUCUUACUAUGAAUUUCAAUUUCAAAGCAAAUGAUGUAAGGCGAAGGGUAUGAUAUAUCGAUAUAUUCUAAACUGUGAUACAAUUUCAUUGUUAUAAGAAAGUAGAUGAUAACCCGUGCAAGCGCGGGAAUUAACGCUUUACACAUUAUUAUGAUAUUAUGCUCGAUAUGUUAAACUAAAUUUUUUGUUCAAUUUUGUAUAUACUUUGUCUGGUUUUUCCUUAUCUUAUUUUUUAAAAUUAAAAUAAAAACUGAUUUUUUUAUUACAUUUAUU
Magallana angulata is the source of this 1788-nucleotide messenger RNA. RefSeq lists its product as uncharacterized. NCBI's taxonomy places the organism in Eukaryota, Metazoa, Mollusca, Bivalvia, Ostreida, Ostreidae. The transcript has 3 exons. The record is from RefSeq and is a predicted model, not a curated record. Bases 1 to 780 code for a protein of 259 amino acids.